Messenger RNA from Triticum aestivum (bread wheat), 1678 nucleotides. Its product is annotated as senescence/dehydration-associated protein At3g51250. Gene Ontology annotation, cellular component: plasma membrane. The transcript has 4 exons. Lineage: Eukaryota; Viridiplantae; Streptophyta; Magnoliopsida; Poales; Poaceae. The record is from RefSeq and is a predicted model, not a curated record. Bases 117 to 1319 code for a protein of 400 amino acids.
CGCCACCGCCGACGUGCCGUCGCCGUCCUCGCCGUCGCCUUCCCCAAUCCCCACGGCUCUCCCUCCUCCUCCGCCACUCCUCCCCGCCUUAAAGCUCUCCCGCAUUGCAAUCCCCCAUGGCCUCCUACACCCGCCCGAACCCCGCCAACCCUAGUAGCCCGGCCCCGUCGGCGCCGCCGCUCUACCCGUCGCUCACCAUGGCGGACCUGGCGCCGGUCGAGAUCCCGCGGUCCCCGGCCUCCCCCGACGCGCCGGCGCCGUCGGACGACGUGCUGCUGCGCGCCCCCGGCGCGCAGCUCCACCUAAUCGACCGCCAGCGCAGCCACCCGCUGGCCGCCGGCGACCUCUCCCUCCACCGCAUCCGCGCCGGCGACACCUCCCUCGCCGCCAUCGCGGCCCUGGGACCCGUCCAGUGGCCGCUCGCCCGCGACGUCGCCGCCGUCAAGCUCGACCCGCGCCACUACUCCUUCUCCUUCGCCGUCCCCGCCUCCGCCGACGACCCGGCCCCCGAGCCGCUCCACUACGGCCUCACGCUCUCCGCCCCCGACCCGCGCCUGGACGCCCUGCUCGGCGCCUACACCAGGUUCUCCGCCCACUCCGUGGCCGGCAGCGAGGGGCUCGCCGACGGGGUGCGCGGUGAGGUGGAGGCCGCCGCGUACUGGACCGCCGUCGCGCCCAACGUCGAGGAGUACGGCAGCGCCGUCGCCAGGGCCAUCGCGUCCGGCGCCGAGAACGUCGCCAAGGGGAUCCUGUGGUGCGGGGUGAUGACCGUCGACAGGCUCCGGUGGGGGCAGGAGGUUCUCAGGAAGAGGAUUCAGCCCGGCGAUACCGAGGCCGAGGUCAGUCCGGAGAUGCUCAGGCGGAUCAAAAGGGCUAAGAAGGUGACAAAAAUGUCCGAGAAAGUGGCAACUGGAAUACUGUCUGGAGUUGUGAAGCUUACUAGCUCUGUUACAAGCUCAUUGGUUAACUCAAAAGCUGGCAAGAAGUUCUUCAGCCUAUUGCCUGGAGAGGUUAUUCUUGCUUCACUUGAUGGAUUUGGCAAGAUUUCUGACGCCGUAGAAGUGGCUGGGAAGGAUGUGCUAUCAACAUCGUCGACGGUGACGACCGGUCUUGUAUCCCACAAGUACGGAGAGAAAGCUGCUGCGGCAACCAACGAAGGGCUCGAUGCGGCAGGCCACGCCAUCGGAACGGCGUGGGCUGUGUUCAAGCUCCGGCAGGCAUUGAACCCGAAGAGCGUCCUGAAACCCACGUCGCUCGCCAAGUCCAGCAUCAAGGCUGGAGCCGCGGAGCUCCGGGCGAAGAGCAGCAAGAGCAAGUAGGGUCUGAAGCAGUCUUCGCCGCAGCCGGUGGUAUUGGGGCCUGACGAGAUCAGAAGCUUGCAUACCCUGUCAGUCCCCGCUGAUGUGCCGCCUUGUUUGUAGAUAUGUGUGCUGGAAACAGAGAACAACCUGCCUGUCAUGUCUUUCGCUCUGCUGAUGUGCUUCCUAGUGGAGUAUCUGUUGCUUAGUUUCGUUAUGUGCUCUGUCUGGAGUAUCUGUUGCUUAGUUUCGUUAUGUGCUCGGUCUGUCGAUGAAAUGGAGUAGGUUCACUGGAUUUUACUGCUGUUAUUGUGGUGUUGGCCCUUGCUGUAAUGCUGAAGGCCUAAGCUUGAACUGAAUGGUUGAUGCUUUUUCCAAAA